UAUAAACAAGUAUGUCUGCCUCUAUCAUAAUAAGGUUAUGAUAAUGUCAAGAUGAAUCAAUCUACCGGGUAUCCAUUAAGCCCUACAAUUGUACAUUUGAAAAGGAAAAAGCAAAUAGAUUCUCUUCGGGUUUUCAUCAAAGAUGUUCGAGAAAUUCACGCCGGAGAAUAUCAUGUAUUUUUUUGUUCGGGAAAUCGGGAGUUGACUUUAAAAAUUCAACUACCUUCCGACUUUCCUACUCAGAAGCCUUUGAUUUGGAUUAAUCCUGUGAUUCAACACAACUGGGUAACCGACAAUGGCCGAAUAAUGUCUCCAGGAUUAGUGAAUUAUUCAGAGCAUUCAGAUUUGGGUCAGAUUGUGCAUUCAAUAGUACGAGAAAUGAAAAAGUUGCCUGAAAUAAAGUCUUAUCCUAAUGGAGAAAGGAGCGGCAGUGAAACAUUCCCUUCAGCUAGUCAGCAACUUAGUCAGCAACAGUAUGUACCAAUUCCUCCCUUCAUUCCUGAGUUAGAGAGUCUUUCAAAAAAUCAAAUUAAGAAUCUAAGUGAGCAUGAAGACAUUCUACAUCAAUUUGUUGAUGAGCUUCCUCAAGCUGAAGCAGUUGCAACAGAUGUCAAAAACCACCUGGAUAAUGUCGAAAAGAUUGCAAGGAAUAUUGGUGACCUGAAGAAAACCUUGACUAAUAAACGACAACUGAUAUUGCAGCACUACGAGAGACUAAAUGAGCUGAAGUUAGAAUGGGAUUCAUCAAGUACCCAGCACCAUAACUUGUCUCAGUGCUAUUUACCUAACAACAUUGAAUUUUUUUUUUUUAUGUUACAGGAAAGCCUUCGGCAAGCUGCAACACUGGCAGAUGAGAAAAGUGAAGAAAUGGCUGAAGUGUUUCUCUCCGGUCAAAUGGAUGUUGACACAUUCUUAAGCUCAUACACUGCAUCUAGGACGGAAAGUCACAUUAGGAAAACAAAAGAAGAAAUUCUCCACAAGCAACUCCAGGAGCUUCAGAGAUUAGGAUAUUGAAAAAGUUAAAUUUGUUGUGGGAUUCAGGACAAAUGCCUUCUCAUACAAAGACACAUCAAUAAUGUAAAUUGGUAUGGUAAAUAUUUAUUUCAAAUCUCAUCUUAUUCUCCGUAGUCAUUGUUUAUAGGUCUUUUCCUGGAUGGCAACUUAUUCCCCACAGAAAAAUCUUGAUAACCGCAGAAUAUCAGUGAUGAGAAUUCAAUUUGAAAUACAUGGUAUAUUUUUUUCCCCAACCAAAUAUGGUUUCUUCCUUUCCUUGAAAAUAUUAGCGCUGUUUGUUCUAUAAGCUGGCAUUAACGUUGAAAACCACUCAUCGAAAUGUAUGUGCGGAAUUUUUGUUGAGAUUAAUCCUAUGUACAUCGAUACUCAAUCCUAUCUCUUGAUGGAUUGUUUUCACUGCGUGGUGUAGUUUGAGAUAAGUGACACCGUAACCAUUGUAUUGUUUGGUAUUUUUGGAAUGGCCCAAUCUGGAAACUCGUUGAAUCCAAAUAUCACACUACCAAAGCUGGUAGUCAGCACACAAAUGGUGAAAACGCAUAUGAUGUUCAUGAAGAAACCUGCCUUCAUCUGUAACAGACAUUGUGCUUUCUUGUGACUUGGUCGGGAAUAAAUUACUUUAGAAGUUACCAUGUCAACCGGAUUCAUUUUCCCUGCAGCGAAAACUAUUGCAUUAGGAGGGGUGGCCACUGGCAACAUGAAGGCGUACGAACUGUGAAAUAUAAGAAUGAUUUCAAUUUUGCAUUAAACACAAAUUUUCAAUCGUUUUUCACCAAGUGGCCGUUGCAGGCAGCAUGAGGAAUAGCGGGUUGACUUGUACAGUAUAUUUGCCUAUUUUAAAUGAUGGGGAGAUAUUAUAUUGCAACUAUUGGAUACAUGCAUUUAAAAAUAUAUAGAUUUUCACUUACCAUUUCAGACAAAAUAGGUAAAAGGAUAUUGGCUAUAGCUGUGUUAGAUGCGCUAGCAAAAAAAAAAAAAAUGUAUGCCUAAUUUCCUUCCAUGAGAUAAGUAAAUUGAAGCUAUAGGCUAUGAACAUUACACUUCCGUUAUGGCAGCGGUCAUGAUGCAAAUAAUCAACAUUAUAGCAAAUGGAGGCAGGGCACUUAAACCAGCUAAUUGACUUCCAAGCCAAGUAGAAAGUCCGGAUAUUUUUGAGGCAUCGGAUAUGGCGAAACCACCACC
Molecule: messenger RNA, 2193 nt
Organism: Daphnia magna
Lineage: Eukaryota; Metazoa; Arthropoda; Branchiopoda; Diplostraca; Daphniidae
Gene: Vsp37A
Product: vacuolar protein sorting-associated protein 37A
Exons: 5
Coding region: 52-1014 (320 amino acids)
Biological process (GO): protein targeting to vacuole; protein targeting to membrane; ubiquitin-dependent protein catabolic process via the multivesicular body sorting pathway
Cellular component (GO): ESCRT I complex
Source: RefSeq, a predicted model, not a curated record